Molecule: messenger RNA, 1740 nt
Organism: Thelazia callipaeda (thelaziosis nematode)
Lineage: Eukaryota; Metazoa; Nematoda; Chromadorea; Rhabditida; Thelaziidae
Source: the annotation of a GenBank genome assembly
AUGGAGGACCUGGAUCUGGCGACGAAGACCCGGGGUGACCUUCCGCAACUAGACGACAAAAUUUCCGAGCUACCGAGCACGCCUAGCCCGUCCUCAUCGAUUAUUGCACCACCGCGGCAACAGCCAAGGUCAGGUGGCAGACAGCCAACAACUUUCUCAGAAUGGCAGCUUCUUGCUGUGCUUCAUCGGGCCAAUUUAGUGCAAUAUUACGACGAAUUCAUUGCACAAGGUGGAGAUGAUAUCAAUCAGUUCAUGACUUGCGAUGAACAUGAAUUCUUAGAGAUAAUGUCAGUAGUUGGUAUGGCUUCGAAACCACUUCACGUUCGACGAUUUCAGCGAACUCUCACUGAAUUCAGUAAAGAUCCAGAUGCGUUCAACCUGGCUGCAAUACAGCAAAUCGGCUUGCCACCUGCCGCUAAUUAUAGUUACCUGCCACCAACGUCAUCAUCUGCUACCUUACAAUUUUUGCUUUCAUCGCAAAAUUUGGCUGCUGCAAGUUUAGCUGUUGUUGCGGCUGGUUUGCCUUGUACAAGUCCAUCUAUAACACACGAUCGAAGUUCACCUCGUUCACUACUACAGCCGUUAGUCUCAGUGUCGGAAUCGUUGCAUGAAUUAUUCAAUGCCGCAACUGUAGCAGCGGUAGCUGGUGCUGGUACCUCAGGAACAACCUCUACUACAGCUGCUGUUGGUGCUACAGCAAAUGUAAUGGCAGGUGAUUUCCUGACUAGUUUAGUGGCUGGUAUACCUCAUAAUAGUAAUUGUGGUUUGAGUGCGAGUGGUGGUCCUUCAAAUUCUAUGCAAUCAGUGGAACCAACAAUAUCCAAGACGACUUGUUCAUUUAGCGAGCAUUCAUGCUUAACAUCCCAACAUUUGAUGCACCUUCCCACAGGUUCUCCAACAAGCAGUAAUGAAGCAAAUUGUGACUUCGAUCAACUUGGCGUUGGUACAAGUACUACAUCGGAGACACCUGUACUAACUGAAGCCCAAAUCGGAAGGCUUGCUCAGUGUUCUCACCGCCUCAUUGAACAAAUGCCUCAUCUGGAACCGAAACUAAUACAAAAUAAGAAGAAAAUUAGUCGAGAAUUACUGGAUGUCAUGCAGUUGCCAUUUGGUUCUCCGCAACGUCUUCAAGAAUAUCGCAGAUAUUCCGCAAUUUAUGGUCGUUUCGAUGCAAAACGUAAACCGGAUAAGCCUUUGACACUACAUGAAGUUUCAGUUAAUGAAGCUGCUGCGCAGUUGUGCCUUCGGCAGCCUGCACUGCUAACUAGGCGUGAUGAAUUAUUUCCACUUGCUCGACAGGUAGUCAAAGAUGCUGGUUAUAAUUAUGUUAAAGGAAUGAAAAAGAGUGAAGUUGAUGUCAAGAAGCAGCGAUCACUUAUAGUUUUAGAUUCAUUUUAUCCCAGUGAACCUUCUCAAUCUCCUCAAAGCUCUGCUUCAAUUGGUAGCCCUGGUCCGGAAGAAAAUACUACUGAUUCUGGUAAUGAAUUAACCACGGCUCCAUCAUCAUCAUCAUCCUCAUCAUUGGUAGUGAUGAUUAGUAAUCGUGAUGAUGUUGAAUCCAGUGUUUCUGGUAAUCAAAGAAAACGUCGUCGAGAUUUGUCACCAUAUCAUAUUUUUCAACAACAGCAAGAACAUCUAGAAUUGUCCUCAGGUGUGAUUCCACUGAUAACACCUGAAAAGCAGCAAAGAUUGGUCGUCAAACGACAUGAUAAGCAAAGUGCUGCCAAAGAUGAAUCAUAG